Molecule: messenger RNA, 2060 nt
Organism: Mugil cephalus (flathead mullet)
Lineage: Eukaryota; Metazoa; Chordata; Actinopteri; Mugiliformes; Mugilidae
Gene: harbi1
Product: harbinger transposase derived 1
Exons: 7
Coding region: 80-1120 (346 amino acids)
Source: RefSeq, a predicted model, not a curated record
UCGAAUCUGCGAACGCGCGUCGCAAGUAAACGCGGCGUUGUUCCUGUGAGUUGUUUUGGUGAACCAAAGCUGCUAAAUCAUGGCCAUCUCUAUAGCCAUCUUAGACUGUGAUCUCCUCCUACAUGGUCGAGGCCACAAGACUCUUGACCGCUUUGAUCUGGACUCGGUGUCCGACAACUUCCUCCUCACACAGUUUGGCUUCCCCAGAGAGUUUAUCUUGUACCUGGUGGAAUUACUCAGAGAGGGUCUGUGCAGGCGAACCCAGCGGUCCAGAGCGAUCAGCCCUGAGGUCCAGGUGCUGGCUGCUUUGGGGUUCUACACGUCCGGCUCGUUCCAGACGUCUAUGGGGGACACCAUAGGGAUCAGCCAGGCGUCAAUGUCGAGAUGUGUGUCCAAUGUGACCAGAGCCCUGGUGGAGAAAGCUCCCCAGUUCAUCACCUUCAACAGAGAUCACGCCAUCAGAGAGCAGUCCUUCCAGGAGUUUCAGAGGGUGGCGGGAUUCCCAGGGGUUCUGGGGGUGCUUGACUGUGUUCAGGUUGCCAUCAAAGCUCCAAACAGCGAAGACUCGUCGUAUGUGAACAAGAAGGGCUUUCACUCCGUGGCCUGUCAGCUGGUCUGCGAUGCCCGGGGACUGCUGCUCAGCGCAGAGACGCAUUGGCCAGGUGGCCUCCAAGACGCCGUCGUCCUGGAGAAAUCCGCUCUCUACGAAGAGCUGCAGAACGUCGAGGGGGGCUGGCUGCUGGGUGACGGUCGCUACCCUUUGAGGAAGUGGCUGAUGACCCCGGUGGACUGUCCGGAAUCCUCUGCAGAGUUUCAAUAUAAUCUAGCGCACGCGGCUACACGUGAGAUAGUGGACCGGACGUUCCGAGCCAUUCAGACCAGAUUCAGAUGUUUAGACGGCACCAAAGGAUACCUGCAGUACUCUCCAGAGCGGAGUUCGUCCAUCCUGCUAGCCUGCUGCGUUCUCCACAACGCCUCCCUUCAGUCUGGACUCGACGCCUGGACUCUGGAGAGGACGGAGCCCCUCGAGCAGCCCAAGACCCUCAAACAGAGACCAGAGGACCGGGACAGCCAGGCCGAGGAGCUCCGCAAACAGCUCAUACUCAAACACUUCAGCUGAAGCCCACAUUGACGUCGGAGGGACUAAAUAGAGACUGGGACCGAUGCAAUUUUUCAUUUAGGUGUCCAACAGGGGGUCCGCGGAGGUCUCACAAAAUCUUUGGUUGAUUAAACAUUUUUAUAUAUAUUUUUUUUUAAUUUUCCCCCACAAAUUUAAACUUAUUUAAAUACACAUUAACAUGAAUCCAAUAUAUUUUACAUGAGGGAUGUCUUAAUAUUGAAUGUAAAACAUAUAUAGUAGGUAGGGGGUUCCUACUUAAUCUCUCCAUCAGUUUUGGGUCCUUGGCCUGAAUUGAAGCAAGAAAGUCCACAGACACCGUGUUGCUGAUGCAGUUUUUUAAUAUUUUGCUGGUUUCUACUCUACGGACUAUACUAAGAUAACAUAGUUAUAUAUGGAGGAACAUGCAGGACGCUAUACAAACACACCGAGGCAACAAGACAUCCAAACACAUUUCAAAUAAUCCAACUCACUGUGAAGCGCCCGAUUGUUCAUUCAGGACAUUCAAAUGUUUUCUAAAUAUUCAGUUUGGAACAAUCGAGCACCUCAAGGCGUUUCACUACUAUUAUUCAAACUGUGUGCAGCUGCUGUGUCGUCAAGGCUUCUUUACAAGUGACACUUUUUUUUCUUUCAACCCCCCCUCAAUCCCUCCCCUCCUCUCCAUCCUCCCACUAUUGUUUUUUUAUACCCAUCUGGAUUCCACAGGUUAAAAUCUUGGACAAAGUCACAAUACAAAAAAAAAAAAAAAAACGAGGCCCUUAUUUACAACAACUGCACAUUAAGUUGUCAUCAUUUAUGUACAUCGGUGCAUUAAGAGUUGUGAGUGAGAAUGACAGGAUGUGCAACGGGCUGCAGUCACAUGAUGUUUUCGUGUAUUCUUGGAAAAUAAAAUUCUUUCUUGGAAAUAAAAUGGAUACAGAUGCGAGAAAGGAAAGCAAGAAAA